CGGGGGCUGCUCCCGAUGGGCCCCCGCGGCUCGGCCGCCACCCCUGUCUCGCUCUUCCCUCUCGAGCAUUAACGGCCGCCGAUGUCGUUAAAGGUGUGUGCCCGCGCCUCCCCUCUCCGACAGGGGGAGGAUCCCGCGGGGCCUCUCCCGGGCCCGGCGUCCUUGGGCGGUGUGGUGUGCCGCGUUGGGGGUGUACCCGGCUUCCCCCACCCUCCUGCCGUGCGCGGGUCGGGCCCGAGUUGCCUGUCGAUGCGAGGGGUUCCGCCCGCGGGACCGCCAGCGCACCACGGGGGUGCCGGCGGUGAGAUUCCCGCGCCGCGGUCCCCGGCGGGGGGCUGCCGGCCGCGGACCCGCAGCCGUCGCCCCGUUCCUCUCCCGGUUGCCUCCUCGGGGAACACGCCCUCGGGUUCCCGCGCCACUUCCGCCCGCCGUGUUGGCUUUUGCCCGUGUCGCCCCUGUCUCCGGUCGCUCGAGCGAGCCUCUGACCUCCGUUUCCACGAACCCGGGGCGCGCCUCCCCGGCGUGUCGCUGCCGUUGGGUCCGCUGCGGGUCCCCGUUCCCGUGCCUGUCCCCGCCUGCUCCGCGCCGGCGGCGUCGCGCGGGUGUGUGCCGCGUUGUCGGGUUGGGCGGCGUCCCUCCCCCGGGUGUCAGUGUGUUGGGGUACCCGGUCUUCCCCGGCCGCUGUCGGCGGCCUCGGUCCCCGGGGCCGAGGUCUGCGUGCCGCCCUCCCGUCCCGCGCGCGCCUCGCGUGUGCCCCCGGUCAGCCUGUCCGCGCUUGCCCCGUUGUGUGGUGCUCGGAGGGUCCCGCCUGUCUCGCGGUGGUGGUUGCCUGCCGGCCGGUGGUCGGGGGAAGCGCGUGUCGGGACUGUCACCCCGCCUCUGGGGUGCGUCUCCCGCGCCUCUCCCCCGGGAUCGCCCGCCGCCGGCGUCCCUCGCCCGACCGACCUCGCGGCUCUUCCCGCUGCCGUCUGCUUGGUUGGGGGUGCCGGGUCCCGAUGCCCGCCCUCGCUCGCGCCCCCGCCGUUCGUCGGACGUCCGGGUCCCGGUGAGAGACGGACGGACGCCUGGUGCCCGUGUUCCUCGCUCGCUCCCCCCGGCUUGGAAGGCGGGAAGGGGAAGCUGGAGGAGACUCGUUGGUUCGUUCGCUGGUGGUGCCCGCGGGUGCCCUACGCCGCUUUGCCGGUCUGUCCGCCCGCCCGCGUGUGUAGUCGUGAGGCCCGGAGGUGAGGGGGUGGGCCACGUCCGUCGCUCGCCCGUGCUCUCUCUCUCUCCCGUG
Molecule: messenger RNA, 1276 nt
Organism: Perognathus longimembris pacificus (Pacific pocket mouse)
Lineage: Eukaryota; Metazoa; Chordata; Mammalia; Rodentia; Heteromyidae
Product: SH3 domain-containing protein C23A1.17-like
Exons: 2
Coding region: 82-1227 (381 amino acids)
Source: RefSeq, a predicted model, not a curated record